AUGGCAGAUCUGACAGCACAACCUUCGGAGGCGACAACAGCCACUGCUGAUGUAUCAAACGCUAAUUCUGUCGAAACAACAACUGGGCAAAUAGAGAAGGAAAAUCCAGUUAUUUCCUCUGACUUUAUUCAAAGAGAACCAUCAACUAGAGUAAAAAAGAAUCAUCCUUCUGAUCUUAUUUUGGGAAACCUUGAAGAGACAACCAUGAAGACUCGAGGUUGUGGUUCAUCUUCCAAAUCUGUGAAGUCUCAGCAGGAGACAGUUCCUGAGUCAGUUCCCACUACCACUCCUCCCGUCCCAGCAUCAAUCCCUGCUGUCUCACCUCCUACAGGCCGUCGACCUAAAACCACAGCAAGAAAGAAGGUUCUUGCUCUUUCGGGUCCUAUAGGAUCUACCAUUCUUGGAGCUUCAAGUAAAGGAGUUACUUUUCCCAACCUGGAUGCUCAGCCAAUCCAAGCCUCGGCGGUUCCACUCGCCUCUUUCGAAGGUCAAAUAAAAGCCAAACUUGCCUUGGCUACAAGUCAUUCCCAAUCAAUCUCCACUAAAGUUGUGUCUGAUCCAUCUGAUCAUGACUCUGAAUCGUCGCUAUCUCCUGAUGUUUUGACCCCCAAGGGAAAGGGAAAACGUAAGACCAAAGCUGCUAGAACAAAGAAAGACUCUCAACCUGAGUUUGACCCUUCCUUGACCGAGCCAAAUCCUAAUGUUCCUCUUGAUGAUUUGGCAGAGGAGACUGAAUCUGAAGACGACCCCUCUGAAGCCUCUCCUAUUGCAUCUGACCCAAAAAGCACCACACUAUUGGCAUUUCCCGUAUUGACUUCCAAACUCCCUAAACAAAAAGAUGCUCCUAAGUCCCAUGAGACCUUGACUUCUCCUUUGGUUGGUCCUACCUACACUGUCAAUGAUGACCCCACUCCAUCCACAACUCGAAAGGUCAAAGGCAUUAAUCUGGCUGGUUCUGGUUCUGGCACUGUUGUGACUGACACUCCUGCUAUCUUGACUGAUCUCACUUCUGUCCAGACAGGAAUUACACGCCUCUUUGACCAAUUCACUCUCAUGGAAGAUACUCAGUGCCAAAUUCUUUCUUCGUUGGCCAUUAUCAGUGCAUCCACCUCUCCUACUCCAUGA
Humulus lupulus (European hop) is the source of this 1125-nucleotide messenger RNA. RefSeq lists its product as uncharacterized. The record is from RefSeq and is a predicted model, not a curated record. Bases 1 to 1125 code for a protein of 374 amino acids. NCBI's taxonomy places the organism in Eukaryota, Viridiplantae, Streptophyta, Magnoliopsida, Rosales, Cannabaceae. The transcript has 4 exons.